Priapulus caudatus is the source of this 1394-nucleotide messenger RNA. RefSeq lists its product as uncharacterized. NCBI's taxonomy places the organism in Eukaryota, Metazoa, Priapulida, Priapulimorpha, Priapulimorphida, Priapulidae. The transcript is spliced from 2 exons. The record is from RefSeq and is a predicted model, not a curated record. Gene Ontology annotation, molecular function: zinc ion binding; nucleic acid binding. The coding region runs from base 1 to 936 and encodes 311 amino acids.
AUGUCAGGGGAAGACGUGCAGGAGCGCCUGGCCCAGGCGGAGAAAGACCGUGCCAAGCUUGCGGCAUUGCAGCUGCAGCUGGAGAGCCGGGAUGAAGAGGUGGAGCGGCAGCGCAGUGAGGCUGCGAAACUGCGACAGGACCUGGAUGAGGCGCAGACCCGCUUUGAAGCGGUACGCGACCUGAAGACGUCUGUGGUCGUCGAACAGCGAGACCAACGCCUGGGGACCAUCUCGGGCGCGGAGGGUCUCUCUGCUUGGAUCGCGGAUGCCCAGGCGGUGCUGGAGGGUACUACUGGGAGGUCUAUCUCUCUCAGGAAGGUCCUGGGGGAAUUUUACGGGCGGACCCAAAAGAGUGGGGAGUCGCUGCUCGAGUUCUCCCUGGCGCUGCGCAGCCUCCAGCACAAGUCAGGGGGCGAGGUCGACAACGUGCGCCUCCUUGAACAGUUUGCAGAGGGAGUCUUUGACCAGGGGUUGCAACGGGAACUGCGGAGAGUGCGCGCAGAGCAAAGCAUGGGGGAUCUUACAGAGCUCCGGGAGUGGGCGGUAGGAUGGCUGGGGGGCGACGACGCCAGGCCGAGAGGUGCUGGAGUUAAGGCGGUAUCCGCCACGGUUGAUUCAACCGAGGCAUCGAGCCCGGCAGUACCAGAAUGGAGGCGUGAGAUAGACGAGCUCAAGCAGAUGGUACGGGAGAUGGCUGUCACCCGUGGCCAGGACAGAGAUCGGGGAGCAGAAGCGCGGGCUGGGUCCACCGGCCCGAGGAGGUGCUACCAGUGCCACCGCACUGGUCACUUCAAGGCAGAGUGCCCUGAGAGGCGUCCCCAACGCAAAGGGAGGUGUUACGAGUGUGGUUCACCCGACCACUACCGAGACGCCUGCCCUAAGCUGAGAGACCACUCCAGGAAGGAACCGGGAAACGACGACCCCCUACAGUGCUGAGCCGUGCAGUAGGAGGGGCCACUAAUGGCUCGGGAAACACUAGUCAAGCCAGUUUUGAGGAGCGGGGCAUGGCACCCUGCCCGGAGGCUGAGGUGAAGAUCGGCGGUGUGGGAGUGAGGUGUUUACUGGACAGCGGGUCGCAGGUGUCACUCAUAACCGAGAGCUUCUUCAGGAGGCGGUUUGGCCUGGCGGGAGAGCUAGUUGAUCUGCCGUGGCUUAGGGUUAGGGCGGCCAAUGGCCUUGAAGUUCCCUACUUGGGAUACAUCGAACUGGAUGUCGAGGCCUGUGGGCAGGUGUUUCCGCAGAUGGGGUUUUUGGUGUCUCGCGACCCUACCUCACCUGAGGAACGGAAGCGACUGGAGAGAUUGCCAGGGAUCAUUGGGUGCAAUAUCCUGCAACGUAUGCCCUGUGAGAUUGAUAGUGCCGGGAAGUGGCGGAGUGGUGCUGGGUCUGUCUCG